Molecule: messenger RNA, 363 nt
Organism: Purpureocillium lilacinum
Lineage: Eukaryota; Fungi; Ascomycota; Sordariomycetes; Hypocreales; Ophiocordycipitaceae
Source: RefSeq, a predicted model, not a curated record
AUGGAUCGGCGUGUCACCGUGACGCCCCCCACCAUAGGUGCCUCCAAACAACCACCAUCACUAUGGGCGAACGGCUGCGACGAGCACAAAUUUCUUGGCUUAGAGAACCCACGCGAUCCAUUGGCGUUCCGCAGCGUCUCUGCACUCAGCGUCCGCCUGUUGCCUGUUCGCCUGACCGACGACGCGCGCGACAUGUUCAAUGGGCGAGGACCCUCCAUUGGCACGACGCCUCAUCACUCUGCCACGGGCCGAAUACCCUACCCGGCUCCAUACCUGGAGAAAAAGGUCAGCCCAUCAUGCUUUGUUCAUGCUGCAGGGCAAGGGCUGGAACAUCGCCCGUCCACCGCUGUUCCUUCACCGUAG